UCUGCCACUGACCCUCCACAUAGUGGUGCUUCUGCAGUCAGUGCUGGGAAGAAGCAGAUCCAGAACCAUGGAACGGAACACCACCAUACACCAGAAUCUAAUGCAACAGUUCAACAUCUCCGACAUCAUCGUCAUCGUGGCUUACUUCUUGCUCAAUGUGGCGGUCGGGAUCUGGUCUUCAUGUCGUGUGAGCAGGAACACCCUGAGCGGAUACUUCCUAGCGGGGCGCAAUAUGGCUUGGUGGCCUAUUGGCGCGUCGCUCUUUGCCAGCAGCGAGGGCUCCGGGCUGUUUAUCGGACUGGCGGGAACUGGAGCGGCAGGCGGCAUCGCGGUGGCCGGAUUCGAAUGGAAUGCCACCUUUAUAUUACUGGCGUUGGCUUGGAUCUUCGUGCCGGUGUAUAUCUCCUCCGGGAUUGUUACCAUGCCAGAGUAUUUACAGAGGAGGUUCGGUGGGGAGAGGAUACAGAUGUACCUGUCCGCACUGUCUCUGCUGCUGUCCGUCUUCACCAAAAUUUCAACGGACCUGUAUUCCGGAGCGCUCUUCAUACAGGUGUGCCUGGGAUGGAACCUCUACCUCUCCACAGUCCUGAUGCUGGUGGUGACGGCAAUGUACACCAUUGCAGGAGGACUGGCCGCUGUGAUUUACACCGAUGCGCUACAGACUGUGAUCAUGAUCGUGGGUGCCGUUAUCCUGACUAUUACAGCUUUUAACGAAAUCGGCGGCUACCAAAAUCUGGAGAAAGCCUACAACGAGGCCAUACCGGCGCUAGUGGUUCCGAACGCCACAUGCCACCUUCCUCGGUCGGAUGCCAUGCACUUGUUCCGAGACCCGGUCUCCGGCGACCUUCCUUGGACGGGAAUGACCUUCGGCUUGACCAUCAUCGCCGCCUGGUACUGGUGUACCGAUCAGGUCAUUGUACAACGGUCUCUGUCUGCCAAGAACCUAAGCCAUGCCAAGGCCGCAUCCAUCCUCGCCAGCUACCUCAAAAUGCUGCCUAUGAUCUUCAUUAUCAUGCCAGGGAUGAUCAGCAGGGCCCUGUACCCAGAUGCUGUUGGCUGCGUGGUACCCGAAGAGUGUGUAAAAGUUUGUGGGGCUGAAGUUGGCUGCUCCAAUAUCGCAUACCCCAAACUGGUCAUUGAGUUGAUGCCUAGCGGUCUGCGCGGACUGAUGAUCGCCGUGAUGAUGGCUGCUCUUAUGUCAUCGCUGACUUCCAUCUUUAAUAGCAGCAGCACGCUCUUCACUAUGGACAUCUGGAGGAAGAUCAGGAAGAACGCAAAUGAGAAGGAGCUGUUAUUGGUUGGAAGGAUAGUGACGGUGGUCCUUGUCAUAGUGAGCGUCAUCUGGAUUCCUAUCCUGCAGAACGCCAACAGUGGUCAGCUGUACGUCUACAUCCAAUCCAUCACCAGCUACCUGGCCCCUCCCGUCACGGCCGUCUUUGCCUUGGCAGUGUUUUGGAAGAGAGCCAAUGAGCAGGGGGCGUUCUGGGGGCUAAUGGUCGGCCUGAUGGUGGGCCUUGCUCGGAUGAUAAUGGAGUUUGUCUACCCCAUUCCUCGUUGUGGUGUUCUUGACGAGCGACCGUCUGUACUGAAGGAUGUUCACUACCUUCAUUUCGCUAUCGUCCUGUGCGCACUUACCACAGGGAUAGUAGUGGGGGUCAGCCUCCUCACAGAGCCUCCUCUGCCUUCACAGGUGAAAAAUCUCACUUGGUGGACUAUACCACGAGGAAGGAACCCGUCACCCGAAAUCACGCUCAGGAAAGUGUCUACUCGGAGCCACUCCGGUCCCGGAGACAGUCAAGUUCCGGCCAACUGUUCCACCCGCAGCAGGUCCUGGAGCAGCGCCCUCUGCAGCCCCCCCAAAGGAGAAUCUCCCAGCCCAGUCCAGCAAAGAAGCAUCAAGGAGGACCCAUUCUGGGCGCGGGUGUGCUGCAUUAAUGCCAUCGUUCUGAUGUGUGUCAACAUUUUCUUCUAUGCCUAUUUUGCAUAACAUCAGGAGAAUGACUCCAGCUCAGAUUUACAU
Molecule: messenger RNA, 2020 nt
Organism: Nanorana parkeri
Lineage: Eukaryota; Metazoa; Chordata; Amphibia; Anura; Dicroglossidae
Gene: SLC5A10
Product: solute carrier family 5 member 10
Exons: 15
Coding region: 68-1987 (639 amino acids)
Biological process (GO): transmembrane transport
Cellular component (GO): plasma membrane
Molecular function (GO): D-glucose:sodium symporter activity
Source: RefSeq, a predicted model, not a curated record